AUGUUAUCUAUAACGUAUGUCGUGUUUUUCUUCUACACAACAGUGAUCUUGGCAUCAUCAAAUUGUGAUGCAAGUAAUAGUCAGGAAGGAGAUGGAAAAAAAUUUAAAGGUCGUGGUCCAAUUCAAUUAACGGGUCGAGCCAAUUAUAAAGAAGCUGGAAAAGCAUUACAGUUAGAUUUCAUCAAUCAUCCUGAAAAAGUGAAAACACGUGAAGUUGGAUUUCGAACGAGUGUAUGGUUUAGGAAAAAGCACAAAUUGAAUGCAUUAGUCGAUAAAAAUACACUCGAAUCAUUUCGAAUGAUUACUAAACGAAUUAAUGGAGGUUCGAGGGGACAAGUUGAUCGAGAAAAGUAUUGGGUAAAAGCAAAACAUGCAUUGGGAUGUUGA
Molecule: messenger RNA, 387 nt
Organism: Adineta steineri
Lineage: Eukaryota; Metazoa; Rotifera; Eurotatoria; Adinetida; Adinetidae
Source: the annotation of a GenBank genome assembly